Molecule: messenger RNA, 2484 nt
Organism: Lodderomyces theae
Lineage: Eukaryota; Fungi; Ascomycota; Pichiomycetes; Serinales; Debaryomycetaceae
Gene: AFG3
Product: AAA family ATPase
Exons: 1
Coding region: 1-2484 (827 amino acids)
Biological process (GO): mitochondrial protein processing; protein-containing complex assembly
Cellular component (GO): membrane; m-AAA complex
Molecular function (GO): ATP hydrolysis activity; metalloendopeptidase activity; ATP-dependent peptidase activity
Source: RefSeq, a predicted model, not a curated record
AUGUUAAACAGUGCAAUAUCACUUAGGCUCCUAAGUAGGUCGAGUAUCUCUCGAUAUACAAGGACGAAACCAGUGAGCUAUGCAUUCAGUCAUUUGUUCGCACAACGACUGUUUUCAACUAUACCUCGCCACUCGUUUCAUCAAUCGAGGAUAAACUUUAACAAACAACAACAGAAUAAAGAAGAAGAUGACCUAGAAAAGACUAGAAAAGAAUACGAAGCCAAGUUGAACAAGAACUCGCAAAAGAAUGAGGAGACAAAGGAGAAUCAAGAUGGAAAAUCAUCAUCAACAGAUGAGGAAGCUAAGGAAAAGAGCAAAGAUAAAGAUGAAGAAGAGCAAAUACGAGAAGAAUUGAAACGGAAGUUUAUGGAGAAACAUCCAGGAGCAGAGCCAAAAGAUUUCAAGAUUUACAAAAUUGAAUGGAAACAAAUCGCCAAUGUGAUGUUUCUCACCACUACUUCGUUAUUGCUCUGGCUUUAUAUAAUCUCGUCAAUGAAGGAUGAAAGAGGCCAACAAGAAUUAUCCAUGCAAAGCUUCAUCACCAACUAUUUGGAAAAGGGAUUGGUUACCAAAAUGACAGUCAUCAACAAAUACGUUGUUGAAGCUCUGUUGAUACCUGGCGCAGUGAGUAGCGCUACGUUUACCAAAUCUGAUGGAUCACCAGCUGUUCUGUUCACUAUCGGAUCCAUAGAAUAUUUUGAAGAUGAGCUCAACAGAGUGCAGGACAGAUUGGAUAUCCCCAUUGGUGAAAGAAUACCAGUAGUUUAUGAGGAAAAAGGGUCUUGGAUGACUUAUAUUUUGCCAAUCUUGCCAACAGUUUUGUUGAUUGGAGGAUUGUAUUAUUUGACAAUGAGACGCAUGCCUGGAGCCGGUGGUGGUGGUGGUGGUGGUGCUGGCGGAGGCGCUGGUGGCCCAGGAGGAUUAUUCAAGAUUGGUAAAUCCAAGGCCAAGUUAUUCAACCAGGAAACGGAUGUUAAAAUCAAGUUCAAGGAUGUUGCCGGAUGCGAUGAGUCAAAGGAGGAGAUUAUGGAGUUUGUCAAGUUUUUGCAAGACCCCAAAAAGUAUGAAAAGUUGGGUGCCAAGAUUCCUCGUGGAGCAAUUUUGUCUGGACCUCCAGGUACCGGUAAGACAUUGUUGGCCAAAGCAACAGCCGGUGAAGCGGGUGUACCAUUCUUGAGUGUGUCCGGUUCGGAAUUUGUUGAAAUGUUUGUGGGUGUUGGUGCUUCUCGUGUACGUGACUUGUUCAAGACUGCAAGAGAUAUGGCUCCGGCAAUCAUCUUCGUUGAUGAAAUCGAUGCUAUUGGAAAAGAAAGAGGUAAUGGACGUAUGGGUGGCAACGAUGAGCGUGAAAAUACUUUGAACCAGUUGUUGGUUGAAAUGGAUGGGUUUGAUACUACUGACCAUGUGGUUGUUUUGGCCGGUACCAAUCGUCCUGAUAUUUUGGACAAGGCUUUGUUGAGACCUGGUAGGUUUGAUAGACAUAUUUCUAUUGAUGUCCCUGAUGUUGAAGGUAGAAAGGAGAUUUUCAAGGUUCAUUUGAACAAGUUGAAAUUACAAGUGGUGGAGGAAAUUGACAUUAAACAAAAGGAAGUCGAUUUUGCCAAGUUUCAACAAUUGAAAAGCAAUGCGCUAGAACAAUUAGCGGGAAGAUUAGCAGCCUUGACUCCAGGUUUUGCUGGUGCUGACAUUGCCAAUUGUGCCAAUGAGGGUGCAUUGAUUGCAGCUAGAGAAAAUGCGACAGCUGUUGAUGUCCACCAUUUUGAACAGGCUAUUGAACGUGUCGUUGCUGGGUUGGAAAAGAAAUCAAGAAUCCUUGCACCUGAUGAGAAAAAGACUGUUGCUUACCAUGAAGCAGGCCAUGCUAUUUGUGGGUGGUUUUUGGAAUAUGCUGAUCCAUUGGUCAAGGUCUCUAUCAUCCCACGUGGACAAGGUGCUUUGGGUUAUGCGCAGUACUUGCCCAAGGAUCAAUACUUGACAUCAGAGGAACAAUUUAAACACAGGAUGAUUAUGACUCUUGGUGGGAGAGUCAGUGAAGAAUUACAUUUCGACACGGUGACUAGUGGUGCUUCCGAUGAUUUCAAAAAGAUUACCCAAAUGGCACAACAAAUGAUUCUCAAUUUGGGUAUGUCUGAUAAGCUUGGUCAAAUCUGUUACGAUACCGGUGACAAUGGCAAUGGGUUCAAAGUGCACAACAACUAUUCAGAAGAAACUGCAAGGUUGAUUGAUGAAGAAGUGAAGCGAUUGAUUGAUGAAGCUUAUGUGGCUUGUCAUAAGUUGUUGAAGGAGAAAAUCGAUUUGGUUGAUCAAGUGGCUGAAGAAUUGUUCAAGAAGGAAGUAUUAACAAGGGAAGAUAUGAUUAGAAUUUGUGGCAAGAGACCGUUUUUGGAAAGAAACGAUGCAUUUGACAAGUAUAUACAAGGUCAAGAUGCAUUUAAAGGUAGACCUAAGGAACCUGGUGAUGUACCUCCAGCUGCACCUGCUUAA